AUGCAUUACUUACUAAUACUCACCUUCAUUGGGGCUGUCAUAUGUUUUCUGAACUUCCCAAUUGAAAUCAACAAAUGCAAAAGAGGCCAAUGGUUUGUGAAGAAUUUCAUCGUAUUCACUUGUCUCAGUGAUGAGAGCCAGAGGGAACUGAAGCCGAUCGCAUGUGAUCCGACAAAUGGCGUGAUCGUAAAGAAACGGAAACGUCCAAUAUUUCUUCAUGAAACCUACCGUGGUGAAGGAUUCAUUUAUGAAUGUGCACGUGACAAGUAUAGUGAUGGGAUUAUGUGGAGGGCUGUCGCUUGUUAUAUCAAUGGAGAGAGGUUUCCGCCUGGGACUUUCGUGAAAGGCCGGUACGACUCCGUCUACCUAUGCUACAGAGACACUGACAACAUUGUGCGAAUCCGUAUAAGAAAACCUUUCCAUGAUCACUGUGUUGCGGGUAAACGAGAUCCGAACUGUCAACGGGGAAUUAUUCAGGGUAUAUGGAACUCAGAAUUCUCUAUAGCAACUGGUAUCAAGUAUGACGCUAAGACAAACAGACCAUUCGACCUCCUGGAAGCUGCUGAUGACGCAAAUCAGAACACUACAAACGCACCAUUCUACGGCUAUCCUAAAUUGAGCAGUGAGAAUUUACUGCGCUCGAUACAGGGACAAGUCAAUCCUGAAUUCGUUACCGAACCCCCUGAGAUCAACAAUCAGCUGGGGAAGACCCUUCCUAAACAGUGA
Messenger RNA from Haemonchus placei, 726 nucleotides. The record is from the annotation of a GenBank genome assembly. Lineage: Eukaryota; Metazoa; Nematoda; Chromadorea; Rhabditida; Trichostrongylidae.